AUGCCGAAGCAAGCUAAAAAGCGCCGUUCAACUCGUACUCGUCCAUCGCGUCAAAACGAACAAACUGUGGCGGAAACCAAUAGCGAGACGUCGAACGCGGCCAACCACAUCAGCGAACAGCCGCUUGGUUCUGCCACGAACUACGCCGACAUGUCCACCAAAGUCCUCCAUCUUCUCUUGGCCCAGCGAAACCUCUCUCUUUCUGGUUCGCGUGACGUUCUUUUACGCCGCCUUGCUGAUCACGACAGAACGGCAAAUUCUCCAGCCUUAACACCAGCUCUACCACCACGUGAUCUGACUCCCAGUACGCCUCAAUUUUCCGCUGAAUCUCUCCGCUCGUUGGCAGUUAACCUCGCACCGUUGCUCCGCGACGUUUUGGCCCGCGACACGCCACCAUCGCCUCAACCACCGCUUCCACAACCAUCGCCAGCAGCGAGCCUUAUCGCGCAGUCCGCGCCAACACCCUCUUUCGAUCUGGGUAAUCCUUCCAGCGUUGCCACUUUAAUCUCGUCUUCGCCAGUUUACUCGUCAUCCACCUCAUUACCGUCAGAGACUCCCAGUCUGCCUAAGAAAGUCGAGGAACAGAUCGUUAACGGUCCGAAGGCGGCCGGUCAAGCAAUUUCCCCAACCGAGGAUUCUGCCGCAAUUUUAACGGGGGCCUCCCGUGCUCAGCAAACCCAUGUUCCUUCGAACAUCGGUGUAAUCGAUCCGGCUGUGGCGGACGGCAUGCGGCAUAUGAACACGCUGACACCAGCUCUGCGAGAACUGAUGACACUCCGCGUCGCACAAAACACAAGUAAGGAGUUUGUUGAUAGAUUAAACCAGUUACACCAAUUAACGUUAAUCUCCUGGAGUCCAUGCUAA
Molecule: messenger RNA, 864 nt
Organism: Dendronephthya gigantea
Lineage: Eukaryota; Metazoa; Cnidaria; Anthozoa; Malacalcyonacea; Nephtheidae
Exons: 2
Coding region: 1-864 (287 amino acids)
Source: RefSeq, a predicted model, not a curated record